Messenger RNA from Dromiciops gliroides (monito del monte), 5055 nucleotides. It is a transcript of the gene CCNT2, whose product is annotated as cyclin T2. Gene Ontology annotation, molecular function: cyclin-dependent protein serine/threonine kinase activator activity. The record is from RefSeq and is a predicted model, not a curated record. Lineage: Eukaryota; Metazoa; Chordata; Mammalia; Microbiotheria; Microbiotheriidae. Gene Ontology annotation, cellular component: nucleus; cyclin/CDK positive transcription elongation factor complex. Gene Ontology annotation, biological process: regulation of transcription by RNA polymerase II; positive regulation of DNA-templated transcription, elongation.
UCGGAGGAGGAGGAAGUGUCAUGGCGUCGGGCCGUGGGGCUUCUUCUCGCUGGUUCUUCAGCCGGGAGCAGCUGGAGAACACUCCGAGCCGCCGCUGCGGGGUGGAGGCGGAUAAGGAGCUCUCGUACCGCCAGCAGGCGGCCAACUUUAUCCAAGAAAUGGGGCAGCGUCUCAAUGUCUCUCAACUUACAAUAAAUACUGCAAUUGUUUACAUGCACAGGUUUUAUAUGCACCAUUCUUUCACCAAGUUUAACAGAAAUAUAAUAGCACCUACUGCAUUAUUCUUGGCUGCAAAAGUUGAAGAACAGCCAAGAAAACUUGAACAUGUCAUCAAAGUAUCACAUGCCUGUCUUCAUCAGAGUUACUAGGUUGGACACAAAAGAGUCGAAGCAUACCUUCAGCAGACCCAAGAACUGGUUAUACUUGAAACUAUAAUGCUACAAACUCUGGGUUUUGAGAUCACCAUUGAACACCCACAUACAGAUGUGGUGAAAUGUACCCAGUUAGUGAGAGCAAGCAAGGAUUUGGCACAGACAUCCUAUUUCAUGGCUACCAACAGUCUACAUCUUACUACCUUCUGCCUUCAAUAUAAACCAACAGUGAUAGCAUGUGUAUGCAUUCAUUUGGCCUGCAAAUGGUCCAAUUGGGAGAUUCCUGUAUCUACUGAUGGCAAACAUUGGUGGGAAUACGUGGAUCCAUCAGUUACCUUAGAAUUACUAGAUGAAUUAACUCACGAAUUUCUGCAAAUUUUGGAGAAAACUCCUAAUAGAUUGAAGAGGAUACGAAACUGGAGGGCUAAUCAGGCGGCUAAAAAACCUAAAGGAGAUGGACAAGUGUCUGAGACAGCUCUUCUUGGUUCGUCUCUGGUGCAGAAUUCCAUUUUAGUAGAUAGUGUUACUGGUGUGACUACAAAUGCAAGCUUUCAGAAACCAUCUACAUCAGCAUUUCCUGCACCAGUACCUCUGAAUUCAGGAAAUAUUUCUGUUCAAGAUAGUCAUGCAUCGCAUAAUUUGGCAAUACUAAAAACAGGAAUGCCAAGUACCUCAUACAGUUUGGCCAUCACACAAGAAUGGCCUCAGCAUCAAGAAUCAACCAGGCCAGACCACAUAUAUUCACAGAAACAGGAGACUCGAUGUUGGUAGUCGUACAACAUCAACUUCCAGCAAGGCCCUGCUGGGCCAUUACAUUCAGGAUUACAUCACAGAUCUGACAAACUCUCUGAUCAUUCUUCAGUUAAACAAGAAUAUACUCACAAGUCAGGAAGCAGUAAACACCACGGGCCCAUUUCUGCUGCUCCUGUAAUAGUUCCUCAGAAAAUGUCCUUAGAUAAGUUAUAGGGAGAACGAAGCUAGAAACACUUGAACAUGGAUGUAAGGGAACACUAUGUAGCUGCCCCACGGAGCAGCCACACAAAAAAGCACAUGCAAUUACAGGCAGCCAGCAGCAGUUCUGUAACUUCUCCCAUUAAAAUGAAAUUCCUAUUGCAAAUGAGAGAAACCUGCAAAAUACAGUCGGAUAAACAGGACAAGAGUGGAUCACUUAAAUUGCGUAUUCCAAUCCCCCCCAGUGAUAAAAGCUCUAGUAAAGAAGACAUAAAAAUGAAAAUAAAGGUUUCUUCUCAGAAAGAACCCAGCUCUACUGAUGAGGGCAGUGGAAAAAAGAAGCUUCAUAGCCCACAUGUGAGCAAAGACCACAAAGAAAAGCACAAGGAACAUUCCACCAACCGCCAUCACAGCAGCAGCCGCAGCAGCCACAAGCAUUCCCAUUCCCCUAGUGGCGGCCAGUACGUGGUUGGCAGUAAACAUAGUACUGAUGGAAUACCACCCACAGUUCUGAGGAGUCCUGUUGGCCUGAGUAGUGAUGGUGGUAAUUCCUCUAGUUCCAGUGCUGCAAGAAAGAAGUUGCACAUCAAUGAUGCGUCUCACAACCACCACUCCAAAAUGAGCAAAAGUUCCAAAAGUUCAGGUGGGCUACGGACAUCUCAGCACCCUCGUGAAACUGGACAAGAAGCCAGUGGAGACCAACGGGCCUGAUGCCAAUCACGAGUACAGUACAAACAGCCAGCAUAUGGACUACAAAGACACAUUCGACAUGCUGGAUUCGCUGUUAAGUGCCCAAGGAAUGAACAUGUAAUCAAUUGUUUAGGUCAAUUUUUCCUUUACUUUUUUAAUUUAAGAAUUGUUAGAAUGGAAAACUUCCUGAUCUAGCAAAGGCAACACCAGCUGUUGCUGCCAUUGUUUCAAUAUUGUAAGUGCUGCUUUAUCCUUCACUCUGAAAAGAAGAGAUUAUAGUAAACAAGUCUUAUCUCCACAUAUGAUAGUGUUAUAAAUACUGUAAUAGCAUGGAAGGUGCAAAAAUCUCAGUAUUUUUACAGUUGCAGCUAAGAACAGUAGAACGAAUGGCUGCUUCUAGGUGUAUAGGUUGCCUCAAGCAUUAUUUAUCAUUUGAAUCCUGAAGCCACCGUUUUGUUUUGGGUUUUUUUGUUGCUUAGCUUUUGAAUGAGUGUAAAUUGUUUUCUUUUGUGUAUUUAUGCUGUAUGUAUGAUUUGCAUGUUUCAAUGAUAAAGGGAUAAAACAGUAUACUGACAACUGUUUACAAGAAAGUGGAGAAAAAUGUACAUACAUUUUUGUAUGUUUAGAUAUUACCAUAAAUACUCAGGAUUGGAGCUGCUUGUAAGUAUAACAAAAUAUACAGAAUAACUUUAUUUUAUCUUGUGUCAGAGUCCAUCAGUAAUCUUUAAAAAGGGGGGGUGGCACUUUGUCAUGUUAAUCUUUAACUAUAGGCCUUAUUGGGAGCCGCUGAAUGGGACAUUUCACCACUGAGUGGGUAUCCAAUGCCAAGGAUGGUCAUCGAUACCUAACUGUGAGGCACUCAGUUGAUGCCUUCAUAGAUUAUGACCAGCUUGGCCAUUGAAAAGGUCCCUAUUUUUCUGAAGGAAAAAAAGGAACUAACAAAUAAGUUUACAUAAUCCUUUUGAUGUGAAGUGCAUUUAAAUGUUUAUAGGCUUGAUGCAGUAAUAUAGACACAGAGCUGUUAAUAAUGGUUAUGUAGAUUAAUGUGAUUUGAGAACUAAAAAACUCAUAAAAACUUACAUGUAAAAAAAAUUAGUAAGUUGUUUUUUUGGUUUUUUUUUUUUACUUUAACACCAUAUGUUCUUUUAGUAGCAAACAGGGAUCACUGUUCCGUAGUAUUCAGAAUCUAUGAUCUGAAUUCCCCAAGAAGUGUGUUUGUGUGUGAUGCCAUGUUUCUUUUACAGGUGAAUGCAGCCGUCACAAUAAAAAUGAAAGUAAAACUAUUGCUAUCACCAUUUCCUUUAUAUUCCGACAAUAAAAAUAACUAUCAUUGACUGUGCAUUGUACUUGUGAUUAUAGUUUAUACAAUCAGAAAGCUCUGUGGAAAAAAAAUCAGUCUCCAAUUAAACCACUAGUAUACAUUUUUAUAUUUGUUUGCACGUCUCAUCAUAUUCCUGUUGAUGUAAAGUUUGCACAGUCUUCUGACUCUAGAACAAAUGACAGGCUUUAACUUUUUUUUAAAAAGUUGUAAUUAAAAGCCAGUACUCUUAAUUCUGUUUUAUCAGCUAAUAUUGAGAACAUGUCCUGUGGUAAAUCUGUAAGCAAUCUUUAAGUUGUUGAGUGUUUCAAGUUGGGUUGAAUUCAGCUUUUGCAAGCACCAGUUACCUGAAAUCUGUCUUUAAUUUUUCCCUAAAUGUACAUGAAUUUUUAAAUGUUCUGAAACUACUGGUACAUGCACAAUUGUGAUUUUAUUCAAGUAUCUGUUGUAGUUUAUUGUAAAUAUUUGAAAACUUAAUCUCAUCCUUUACUUUUUAGUUUAAGUAAUCCAAUAACUACAUCAGCAGCUAUAUAAUUUGGUUUAAACUUUUUUUAAAAAAAAAGAUUAUGAUCAUUAAUUUUUUUGUCAGUUUAUCUUGAAUCUAGGACAUGUAGAAACCUACCCUUUAAGGACACCUAGAGCCCUGUUUAGCCAGUGUGUCCUAAUACAUUAGCAUCACGUUGGCUUUGAAGUUUCUUUCAGUGAAUUUAAUAAUUUGUGCCAUUAAAUGUCACUUGUCACUGUUUAUGGCAUAAUGUUGUAUCCAGAAACAUAGUGUUUUUAACAGUUUUACUCUUGCAAUGGUACAUAAACCAGGGACUAGUGUAGAAUUGAGCUGUGUUCGAGAUGAGGGCGGGGGAGGUUUUUGUUCUUAAAGUGAUAACUGUAAGUAGAUGUGAACUUCUAAGGAGCUAUCAUGUGAAAUAAUAUAGGGUUGCUGUGCUACUGUAUAAUGGGGAACCAUAAUACCAGGAAUUUUAAUAAGAUUUUGUAAAGAAUGUCCAGAAAAAAAGUGGUGAAUUUAUUUUCAGACUGAAAUAGAAAACAAUGUGAAUAUUUAAGGUCUGCAACUACACUUAAUAAACUUCGCUAAGAAUUUGGGAGUUUGUUUUGAGAUGUUGUGGGAAUAAAGGUAAUUUUGUUGAAUCUUUAUAAUUGGUGCUAAUGAUGGAAGGUUCUAAAAUAGCUAGUGUAUCUUGUUAUGGUUUAGUACUUGUUGGUACUUCCACAGAAUUGAACUUGAAGUGCUAUGUAUUCACUUUUCACUCUGUAAAUGUAACUCUAUACAAUGACUUUAUUUAUUAAAAGGCAGCCAGUUGUAAUUUUUACAACACUGUGUGAGAUAUUCAGACUCCUUAACCUCACUAUGCUUUUUCCCUGAACACUUUAUAUAACAAGGUAAUAUCUUCAUCAACAACUACAGGAGGAUAAAUGUCGAAAUCCUUUAAACUUCAUUCCAUUAACUGAAAGUCCUUGGAAUUAAAUAACUUGUAUUUUCUUUUUGCAGAUCUUUUCCUUUUCAUAAAUAAAAUCCAUCAGUCAGUCUGCCUGUUCAGUAGGCUCUACCAAGAUAAGACUUCCUCUCUUUCUAUUAAAUGGAAGUUAUUACUAAGUCUUCCUCUAAGCAGUGAUAAUGAACCAAGAUGUUACCAAAUUUAUUUAGGUAUAGCAUUCCACAUGCACAAGGUGAUGUAUAAAGUUAAGGUGUUGGUAAGAUUUUUUUAA